UCACAUUUGAAAUUCUCUCGCCGGUUGACACGAGUUACAUUUUGUAAAUAUCCACAAAUAUUGAAGAAAAAGUUAAUAAUUAAUAACUAUUUUAACUUGCGAAUAAAAUUUGUUUAUGUAAUAUAUAUUAAAUUAAAGUAUUUUUUGAUGGAAUAUAAUAAAUUAGACGAAUUAAUUUUAAAUUGUCACUGAUAUUUUAGGAAUAUUCUCAGAAUUAAAUGAUAUCUGUCUUCUAACUAGCGAUCUCAGUAGUAAGAUAGAGGAUUUCUAUCUUACUCAAUAGUUUUGUUGUCUCAUGGCCCACAGUAUAAGUGCAUUAAAGGCUAUGGAUGAAGGAGUGGAUCCAAUAUUUGCCAUGAGACUGAGGGCACAGCUUUCUAAAAGUCCAGAUUAUGUUGUUUUAAAAAAUCGUCAAAUACAAAAUGUAGUUAAUGUGAUACCCCAAAUCAUUGAAAAAGAAAAUACUUUAAUGGAUUUUAAUAGAUAUGAAGAAAUGGAUGUAGAUAAUGAUCUAUAUGAACCAAAGUCUUUUAAAAAGUUCAAAAGUAAUCAAGCUAAUAUACUCUCUAAUUAUGAACGAAUGAAUUUCAAUAACUCUAGAGCUGACCGAUUUAUACCAUACAGAGAAGUAAAUAAUCUUACUACAAGAUUUAAUAUCAUGUCUGAAGAUAGAAAUUGUCUAGAUAAUAGAAAAAAAGAUUUUCAUAAUGAAUUUAUUAAUAAAAAUGGUGCAUACAAAACUAUUCUUCAUAAUGAGCUUAUUGGAUUCAGUACAAGAGAAUUAGGAUUACCAAAUAAAAAUAGAAAUCAAUUAGCUAUAAAACGAAAUUUAUUCCAGUUUUAUUCUUCAUGUCCAGAAAAAAUUGGUAAUAUCCAAUCAUGUUCUCCGUAUUCAUUAUCACCUCUGGGUGCAAAGAGUCAAGAAAUUCUAAGAUCUCCAAGAAAAAUACCUAGAAAAAUAUCCAGAGUGCCUUUUAAAGUUUUAGAUGCCCCUGAAUUACAGGAUGACUUUUACUUAAAUUUAGUAGAUUGGUCAUUAUCAAAUUUACUUGCUGUUGGAUUAGGCAGUUGUGUUUAUCUUUGGUCUGCAACAACAAGUAAAGUAACAAGAAUUAGUGAUUUGUCAUCUGAUGGUAAUGUUGUAACUUCAGUUGCUUGGAAUGAUAAAGGUAAUUAUUUAGCAUUUGGAACUCAAGAUGGAUCUGUUGAAGUUUGGGAUAUAAUAGCAGAAAAACAAAUUAACAGUUUGGCUGGUCAUACAGGAAGAGUUGGAGCUAUUGCUUGGAAUGGAGAUGUUGUUUCUUCAGGAAGCCGUGAUCGUAAAAUAUUAUUAAGAGAUAUGAGAAGUCCAAGUUUAUCUAUUUGUAGAAAAUACUCUGGACACAGACAAGAAGUAUGUGGUUUAAAGUGGUCUCCUGAUAAUCGUUACCUUGCAUCAGGAGGUAAUGAUAAUAAAUUAUAUGUAUGGAAUACUCAUGCAUAUACUCCACAAUUAACUUAUAAUCAACAUACUGCAGCAGUUAAAGCAAUAGCAUGGUCUCCACAUCAACGAGGUCUUUUGACUAGUGGUGGAGGUACGGCUGAUAAAUGUAUUAGAUUUUGGAAUACUUUAACAGGUCAAUCAAUGCAGUGUAUUGAUACUGGGUCACAAGUGUGCAAUCUAGCCUGGUCUAAAAAUACUCAAGAACUUGUUAGCACCCAUGGAUAUUCACAGAACCAAAUAGUUGUAUGGAAAUAUCCUUCAAUGAGUCAAAUUGCUAAGCUUACUGGUCAUACAUUUCGUGUGUUAUACUUAUCCAUGUCACCAGAUGGAGAAUCAAUUGUAACAGGAGCUGGAGAUGAAACCCUACGUUUUUGGAAUAUUUUUUCAAAAGCAAGAUCACAGAGAGAACCAAAAUCUAAACUUAAUCUUUUUACUAACAUAAGAUAAAAAUUAAUAAUUGCAAAUGUUCUAAAAAUGUAAACAUUUCUUGAUCUCUCUUUCUUAUGAAUUUAUAAUUUGUUUAUCUUUAAUCCGUUUUAUUUUGUUGUCUAUUGAACAAACCUAACCUUUAUUUAAUCUUUUUUUUUUGUAAACCAUUUUAUUACUUAUAAGAACAAUUAGAGAACUAAAUUUUGUUUUUUCUUGAAAGUAUGUUAUUUUUUUUAAUAUUUAGCAAUUAAUUGGUGAGGAAUGUUUUUCCUUAAAGUACUGAUAAUACUUAACAAUAUUUUUAAUUAUUUCUUUAAAAAUAUAUAUUAAUAAUUUUUAAUUAAAUAAUCCUCUUAGUUUAAAAUAUUGAAACCCAUAUUUGAUUAUUACUUCAUUAUAUUAUGUAUUAUCAAAAAUUAUUAAUAUGUUUCAUAAUAAAAUGAAUAAUUUUACUUGAAAAAUAUUAUUGGAACAAUUUAAAAACGUUAAUUUAAGAACAU
Molecule: messenger RNA, 2412 nt
Organism: Daktulosphaira vitifoliae (grape phylloxera)
Lineage: Eukaryota; Metazoa; Arthropoda; Insecta; Hemiptera; Phylloxeridae
Product: fizzy-related protein homolog
Exons: 3
Coding region: 296-1930 (544 amino acids)
Biological process (GO): positive regulation of anaphase-promoting complex-dependent catabolic process; anaphase-promoting complex-dependent catabolic process; positive regulation of ubiquitin protein ligase activity
Cellular component (GO): anaphase-promoting complex
Molecular function (GO): ubiquitin ligase activator activity; anaphase-promoting complex binding; protein binding
Source: RefSeq, a predicted model, not a curated record